AUGAUAAAACAGUGGCCUAUCUCUGCUAGGGAUGAGGUUACUCUUCGGGCUCUUGAAGUGCCUUAUGUUGAUAGAACAAGGGCUAUUCCGAAACUGGUUUAUUGGAGGAAACCGGCUGAAGGGUGGAUUAAAUUGAAUGUAGAUGGAUGUUGCCGCGGCAACCCGGGCAGUUGUGGGGGAGGAGGUGUCAUUCGAGAUGUGCGAGGUAUUUUCAAAGGGGCUUUCUCUUCUUCUUUCGGGCAUGGCACAAAUAAUGAGGCUGAAUUGAGGGCGUUACUAGCUGGGAAUAGCGCAGCGGAUUUCCUCGCUAGACGGGGCGAGGAGGGUAAUAAUAAUACUUUUUUGGAUUUUAAUUCUUUGCCUCGUAAGUUGAAAGGCCUUCUUCGGUUGGAUAAGGCGGGUUUGCCUCAGUUUAGACGAUACCCUGCUUGUUACCACGGUUUUCCUCCGCCACAAGUGAGGCCUAUUAAUAAAAUUGGGAGGAAGUCACUCAUGGACAGACACGUCGCCGUCGAUCUACCCGAUCCCGUCGCCUCCUUGUUCUGCCGUCUCUUUCAUUCUCGUCGCGAAGGAGAUAGUGUCAUCGUCACCGGCGAGCUUCCAUUUCGUCGUCGUAAAACAGAAAUAAACUUGAGAAGGUUGCUUUCGGCUGCACCUCACCAACAAAAUCAGGCAAAACUUAUACAUUAUGUUGCUACUCUGCGUGAACAGUUAGAACAGCUGGCGGAAGAGAGAACACCAGAAGGCUUACCAAGAGUUUCAAAGGCUCAGGUGAAUGAUUAUUCAGAAAAAAUUGAAGCCCUUGCUUCCAAAUUAGUUGCUCCAUUGCCUGAUAUUCAAAUCUCUGAAGAUCCUGUUAAAAGUCAUUCUUUUACAGAAAGCCCUACUAAAACAGAUGGAGAAAUUCACACCCCCUCUUCUCCAGGAUUGAGAAGGAGAUUUGUGCCUGCCUCAAAUAUUGGGGAUAGAAGUCAUGAUACUCUUGAAGUUGAUAAUUCAGAACCAGUUAAACUGGAUGCUGCGGCACAAGCGCACAUUGAGAAGCACAGAAAGCUUCAAGAGAACUUAACGGAUGAAAUGGUUGGUUUGGCACGACAACUGAAAGAGAGUAGUCUACUGAUAAGCCAAUCCGUGCAGAGUACUGAAAAAGUGCUUGAUUCAACAGAGAAAGCUAUUGAGCAAAGCCUGGCAAGCACUGGUCAUGCCAAUGUGCGGGCGAUGAAGAUAUACUCAGAGGGUUCUAAGACUACAUGUUUCACAUGGCUUCUGAUGUUUGCAAUGACAUGUAUUUUUAUCAUGGUUGUACUUCUAAUUCGUGUAACCUAAAGUGAUUGAUUAUCUCAUUUCGCUUUCAAAGUUUCGCCCAGUCAAUUUAUGUCAUAUAGUUUUUCAUGUUCUUAGGUAAGUCUUGAGAUGGAUGUUCUUCAUCUUCAGUCUUCACUACUUUUAAUUCUCAAAAUUUUUUAGAGUUUAUUUAAAAGACAGAAAUAACCAUAAAUUCAUAUGAGUAAACUUAAAUUUUCCAAUAAAAAGA
Molecule: messenger RNA, 1534 nt
Organism: Pistacia vera
Lineage: Eukaryota; Viridiplantae; Streptophyta; Magnoliopsida; Sapindales; Anacardiaceae
Exons: 11
Coding region: 1-1326 (441 amino acids)
Biological process (GO): retrograde vesicle-mediated transport, Golgi to endoplasmic reticulum
Cellular component (GO): SNARE complex; endoplasmic reticulum
Molecular function (GO): nucleic acid binding; SNAP receptor activity; RNA-DNA hybrid ribonuclease activity
Source: RefSeq, a predicted model, not a curated record